GAAUCCGAAGCUUCCCAUCCGACAGAAAACGUCGCCAUUUCGCCUUUUGCGACCGGGCGUCUCCGCGAGAGAAAUCGCCCCCAAUCUUUUCUCUCCCUUCGGAUCCGUGGGUCAGCUGGACCGCCGCCCGGUUUCUCAGCCCCAGCUCACCGUAGAUUCGUCCGCCGCUAUUAAUCCCGUGGGCGAUCAGCUGAGGUUAUUCAGGUGUCAACUAAAAUGCAGUCAUACACAGAAGAUGCUCCCCUCAUUCAUAGCUCCCCUAGAACUUCAAAAAAAAGUAGGAAAAGGUCAUUUGAUGUUUCUGAUCGUGAUGCAAAGGAUGAUGGCAAGCAAUCUACUGAAAAUAUUUCAAAUCAUUUGGUGCUUUAUGACCCUGGUACAAGCGAUACAGGUCAUGAUUCUCUUGCACUUACUGAUGUCAUGGAGAAUCAUACUCCAACCUUCAGAAACUUCUUGUCAUCAAAUUAUUCUGGCCGUACUUUUCCAUCUAUUGGAACAUUCACCGUCCAGUGUGCUUCAUGCUUCAAAUGGAGGAUCAUUCCAACAAAAGAGAAAUAUGAACAAAUACGUGAAAACAUCUUGGAAGAUCCUUUUGUAUGUGAACAUGCUCGUGAGUGGCGUCCUGAUAUUUUAUGUGAAGACCCCGAAGACAUCUCUCAGGAUGGCAGUAGACUCUGGGCAAUUGAUAAACCAAACAUUGCUCAACCACCUCCUGGGUGGGAAAGAUUGCUUAGAAUCAGAGCUGAAGGAGGCACAAAAUUUGCAGAUGUGUAUUAUACUGCUCCAUCUGGGAAAAGAUUGCGGUCGAUGGUUGAGAUUCAAAGGUAUUUGCUCGAACACCCAGAGUAUGCCAGACAGGGGGUAACUCUUUCUAAGUUUUCAUUUCAGUCUCCUAGGUCUCUGCAAGAGAACUAUGUCAGGAAACGCCCUCCACGUGUGACAAACCCUUGUGAUGGUGAUAUGAUACUGCCAAGGACUCUUGAACCUGAAGAAGGUCGCAAAGGAACAACCUUAUCGUUGUACCAAGACUCGCCCUCUAGGUUAUCAUGCUUCACAGAUCUGUUCCUUGCUGCAGUGAAUCCCCUAUCUUGGGCAGCUCCUCUUAAAGAGCUUUUAAUUGGUGGACAAGCCUCAUCAAGUCCUUCUGAGAAAGAUCCAGUGUAUUCUCCUCAAAAGGAACCAACACCGGCUGGCGCUAUGUCUUCAUCAGAACAAGUGUGUGGAGGUUCCGCCUGUGAUCAGCCAAAGAUGAAGCUAGAAGAUGCUGAUCAUUCAAGAAAUGCAUCUUCUUUUGAGUUGUGAUACUUCGUUCUAAUUGUUAUUCUGAUUUCUUUCUCGGUUCAAUGUUAAGGGGAAUGAAGAAGCACAUUACAUGACAAUACACAGAUGCAGCACAAGGUUUUGGGAACAAAUACCAACAUCAACAUGUAUUAUGAUAUAUGAACAUAUUAAGAUUAGAUCACAUGACAGUCUUGAACAAUUAUCCUGGUGAUGAGUGAUGUUUCCCAGAAAAAAGAUGUUAAAUUUGUAACCUUAUAUGGGUUGUGAAUGUUUCUUCAUGAUCUUUGUAAGUUUUAGUAGACAAAGAGGUUUAUGUAUCAUGAAUUUUAAUAUAGCUAUUUACAAAAUGUGAAAUUAGUA
Messenger RNA from Musa acuminata subsp. malaccensis (wild Malaysian banana), 1641 nucleotides. Its product is annotated as methyl-CpG-binding domain-containing protein 2. Lineage: Eukaryota; Viridiplantae; Streptophyta; Magnoliopsida; Zingiberales; Musaceae. Gene Ontology annotation, molecular function: zinc ion binding; DNA binding. The record is from RefSeq and is a predicted model, not a curated record.